This is a messenger RNA of Microdochium trichocladiopsis, 612 nucleotides long. RefSeq lists its product as uncharacterized. Lineage: Eukaryota; Fungi; Ascomycota; Sordariomycetes; Xylariales; Microdochiaceae. The transcript has a single exon. Bases 1 to 612 code for a protein of 203 amino acids. The record is from RefSeq and is a predicted model, not a curated record.
AUGGGAUGGGCCAGGGCUAAGACCGAGGGCGGGCUGUGCCUUGCAGUUGUUGCUCGAGAGGCUAUUGGCCACGGCGGAUUUGAGCUUGAAAUGAAGAGUGGCUCGCGAGAGCCUGAUUGGCACCGCAGAGGCGUCAGCCCCAACACCCGAGCUGAGACCUGGUGGGGGCCGGCAAUGCUGGCAACCGUACGAGCUGGCUAUAUUGGUCGUGGUGGUGAGGGUGGUGGUAAUCCAGCGUCUUGGGACAGGCUCGUUUGUGGAGCGGGCCGCCUUGCAGGUGACGCACACAGUUCGCGUCUCUCCAAGCAAGUCGCGAUGGCUGUGGAGGGCGUGCUGCCCGAAGAGGUUGCUGCAUGCGGGCGGCAACAAAGAAGAAAACCUGGAGACAAGACAUUGAGGUCUCUGAUGCCCGUGUUCCUGAAUCCUGGACCCCUGAUGGGGCUAGGCAUCUGCUUGAAGAGGACAGAAGGACAUCGGGCAGGGCCAGCAGGAAACGCCUGGGUUGCGAGGUGGGGUUCAGAUCUCGGAUCGUGGACUUGGAUCAUGCAAGAGGACAGUCGCGUCGGAGUGUUGUUGGAGACGUGCCCGGUCGAGAUCGUCCGCCCUUGGUGA